AUGACAAUGCCAAGAUAUUGCCUAUUUGGAGAUACGGUAAACACUGCUAGUCGUAUGGAAAGUAAUGGAAAACCCGGUCGUGUUCACAUUUCCACGGAUACAAUGAAGUUUCUCACCGAAGUGAUUGGCGGCUAUAAGUGCGAAUAUCGAGGAGAGGUUAUGGUCAAGGGCAAAGGGGCUCUGGAAACGUACUGGUUGCUGACUCCCGAAGAGCAAGAGAACGGCCUCACCGAAUGA
Molecule: messenger RNA, 237 nt
Organism: Cooperia oncophora
Lineage: Eukaryota; Metazoa; Nematoda; Chromadorea; Rhabditida; Trichostrongylidae
Source: the annotation of a GenBank genome assembly